Messenger RNA from Spinacia oleracea (spinach), 2291 nucleotides. RefSeq lists its product as uncharacterized. The coding region runs from base 173 to 2053 and encodes 626 amino acids. The transcript is spliced from 18 exons. Gene Ontology annotation, molecular function: protein binding. The record is from RefSeq and is a predicted model, not a curated record. NCBI's taxonomy places the organism in Eukaryota, Viridiplantae, Streptophyta, Magnoliopsida, Caryophyllales, Amaranthaceae.
AUGGAACUACAAUAAAGUGUAAAGAACAGGGCCUUUAGCGGGUCUCUUCCCGACAACAAAAGAAAGUAUUUCGUAUAAACUCCGGCGUCCGAAGUUUUGACGCCUAAUAUCACUCAAUCUCCGUUUUCAUGCCCUUAUUACACUCAUCAAUUCCGCUAUUUUUCUUUAAACAAUGGCGAAAUCCCCAUCUUUGGUGAAUCUCUGCUUGGGUGCCCUUCAAAAUCACAUUCUUUAUGGAGAUGAUGAUGAUGGGAUUGUGCAAGGAAUAUAUGAGCUACCCACUGAGCUGUUUGAUGGUUUAUUGAAGCAGUUGCCUGCUUUAGCACUCCACAAAUUGCAGUUGCAAAUGCCUUUGGGGAGACAGGCUGAUUUUGACCUUGACUAUCAUUGCUCUGGGAAUGGAAGAAAACGUGUGAGAUAUGGCAAGUUCGAUAUUGCAUGGAAGGCAUUAUUUUCCUCGCGUUGGCGUGAGCUUGUCAAACAUUUCCAAGUGAAUCCUUUGUCAUACAAAAGUUCGUUGGAAUGUGCAGAAACGUUUGACUGGAAACAAAAGUAUUGGGAAACGCAUCUUCAGAAUUGCUUUGAUGCAGCUGCAGAGAGAGCUAUGCUACCUUCUUUUAAUGGAUGUGUUGGGGAAAUUCAAAUCCCAGGUGCACUAAUCAAAAUCAUUGGUUAUGAUGAAUCAGCUAAAGGCUCAAUGCAUCAUUACUCUAGAUUGUGUGGUCAUUGCCAAGACUUUGGAUGUUAUGUGAGAUGUUUGAGACUUCAGAACAUGUUUUGCAAUAAGGAAACUUGUCAAUUGUUAGCAAGCAGCCAGUUGCAGUGUUUGUUGCUAAGGAGAAUUUCCUCCGACAUACAUAUUGAUGGAUUAUGCAUGAUACUAAACCAGAACAGAGAAACAAUAACAUCGCUGGAAUUUGUAAAUUGCAAGCUUUCUUUGGUUGAUUUGGAGGCAAUUUGUAGUACGUUGGUUAUAGAAGGUGCACAAGCACAUGCAGUGAAACAUUUUUCCGUGAAAGCGUCAAAACUUUUAGAAGCAAAUCCUGCUUCGUUUCCGCCAAAGCUCAUUUCCUUUCUAUCGUCAAGAUCACUUGAGUCAUUAAGCCUUUGCGAUGACCAUAUUGGGAGAAAUUAUGCAAAUUUGACUCUCAGGGCGCUACUUGAUGCUUCAUCUUCUCUCUCUACCCUUGAGUUGUCAGAUAACAAUAUAUCAGGCUGGCUUUCUGAUUUUCGGUGCAACUCUUCCAAUCAAGCCUUGUCAUCUUACAAAAAAAGCAAGUCUAUGCAGUCUUUACGGGUGCUUAAUCUAAGAUGCAUCUCUUACCUUAGGGGAAACAAUUUGCGGAAGAAUGACCUGGAAGACCUUACAUCUGCACUCAUUCAUAUGCCAGUUUUGGAGACUCUUGAUUUAGCUGACAAUCCCUUUGAGGAUGAUGGAAUCAAGUGUUUGAUCCCCCACUUUGUCAAGACAUUUGAACACUUUCCCCUUGCCAAUCUUAAUUUGAAGAAUUGUGAGCUCUCCUGUAAUGGAGCAACUGAUCUUCUGGAAGUACUUAUAGCGUUAAAAUACCCUCUGACUUCUCUCUCCUUGGCAGAUAAUGAUCUUGGAAGUCAAAUAGCACCACUACUUGGAGAUUUUAUGCACACAUCUAUAAGGUCACUCGAUAUAAAAGACAUUGGUCUAGGUUCAUCUGGAUUUUUAGAACUUCGGAUUAAUAUGCCAGAUGUGGUGAAGCUGAUCAGCAUUAACAUAAGUGAGAAUCGUGGGGGGAUCCAAGCUGCGGAAUUUCUGGGAGAACUUAUCUCUAAAGCUUCGGAACUUGUUGAUGUGCAUGCAGGAUACAAUUUAAUGCCCCCGGAGUCCUUGAAUAUUAUAUGUUCAGCCCUCAAGAUUGCCAAAGGGGAACUUCAGCGUAUGGAUCUUACAGGAAACCAAAAGCUUUGUCAGGCUGAUAAUUUAUUGGCACUUUCAGAAUUUCAACACAAUGGAGAACCAAUUAUGUUGAUUUCAAGCUCGUCUUCCCAAGACACACUCUAUGAUGAUGAUCCGUAGAUUCCCAAUUUACAGCUGUGUCAUAAGGAGGCACAAAGUAGAAAUGAAAUGAAGAAUUUAGUAUACCUCUAUUUUUAUUUUUAAGUAAUACUUCGUAUACGGUUUUAUAUUUGUUGUUAUACUCCGAUAGUACGAAUUUUUCUUCAGAUAUAUGUUAGCUGUAUUUAAUUUCAAUUACCUUAGCAAUUGUAGUACAUGCAUGAAGUUAGUGAAGUUUCACUUGUGUUGGAUCUCCUGA